Notolabrus celidotus (New Zealand spotty) is the source of this 601-nucleotide messenger RNA. It is a transcript of the gene med9, whose product is annotated as mediator complex subunit 9. The record is from RefSeq and is a predicted model, not a curated record. The coding region runs from base 57 to 356 and encodes 99 amino acids. Gene Ontology annotation, molecular function: transcription coregulator activity. The transcript has 2 exons. Gene Ontology annotation, biological process: regulation of transcription by RNA polymerase II. Lineage: Eukaryota; Metazoa; Chordata; Actinopteri; Labriformes; Labridae. Gene Ontology annotation, cellular component: mediator complex.
GACGUCAUCGUGCAUUGCAUGACGUACACUACGUGCGCCGAGAACCAGGAAGCGUGAUGGCGGUGGCUCAGCCGAGGCUCGAGAAAGAGGGCGAUGAUUGCUCUUUGCUGCCCUUAGUCCACGACAUUAUCAAAUGCAUGGACAAGGACAGCCAGGACGUCCACCAAGAACUUGCUAAGCUGAAGUCGAGGAUCCAGGAGGCUCGGGAGCAGAUCUCCACCAUGCCCGGAGUAGACAGCAGUCCACAGGAACAGCAGCAGCAGCUGGCCACGCUGCGGGAGCAGGUCCGCACUAAGAACCAGCUCCUGCAGAAAUACAAAAGUCUGUGCAUGUUUGAAGUACCAAAAGCAUCUUGAACCGAGGGCUGGAUCACUGAACUGACGGAUGAAGCGAACAGACCGAUGAACUGAUGUAGCAGAUUCUAGCGGAUGGGGCAGACGUUUAAUACGCAAGGACUUAUAUUUAUAAUGCUUCACUGUUUUGCAGUAGCUUCUAGUAAGCAUGACAGUGUUGCCCUUUAAAAGUAUUAUUUUCAGUAUGGAUUUCUCUUUUUAUAUCUUGUAAUAUCUUUGUUUUGCAAUAAAACAAACUUUUGAACUUA